CAGGGCGCUGGCCCGGCCCAGAGGGGACAGGAAGCCAGGACACCGGGGAUUGUCUCUAGCAGCCGCAGCCCUGCCUCAGCCCGGGAGGAAGUUCUGCCGGGCGCUCUCCGCUGGUGCCUCCCUCGCUGUAUUGUUGAACAGGAAACCCGGCUGCGCGGGAGCUGGGCGGUGGAGGAGGGAGCGCCGGACGCCGAAACCACGCGCGCCUGCCGGGACAAGCGGAGGCGAAGCCAGUGAGCGGACACCCCGAGCUCCUGCGCCCCGAGGUCUCCCGGGCCUAGCCCUUGCAAGCCCCGCCCAAGGAGAUGGCCGGGGCCUAACCUGCAUCCAUCCGCUGGCUCCGCCCGUCCAGCCCAUGGGCCCGCAGAGACCUGCCCUGCCAACGGAAACGCCACGGCCGCGAUGGCGGCGGACGUCGAGGGGGACGUGUACGUGCUGGUGGAGCAUCCCUUCGAGUACACGGGCAAGGACGGGCGCCGCGUCGCCAUCCAGCCCAACGAGCGCUACCGGCUGCUGCGCCGCAGCACGGAGCACUGGUGGCACGUCCGGCGCGAGCCCGGCGGCCGCCCCUUCUACCUGCCCGCGCAGUACGUGCGCGAGCUGCCGGCGCUCGGGGACCCCGCCGCCGCCUCGCCGCCGCCCGCGCUCCGCCCGGGCCCCGCAGCCCCCGAGCCGCUGGCCUACGACUACCGCUUCGUGAGCGCGCUGCCGCCCGCGGGCCCCGACGGCACGCCUGCCAAGCCCCGCGGCCGCGUGAGCUCCCUGUGCGGCCCCGCGCGGCGCGGCGCGGCGACCCAGCCCAGCAGCCUGGCACCCGGCCUGCCCGCCUGCCUGUACACGCGGCCCGCGGCGCCCGUGCGGCCCGCGCAGUCCCUGGACGACCUGGCGCGCGCCGCCGUCGCGCCCCCUGCCGGCCUCCUCGGGAGCGCGGGCAGCCUCAAGGCCUGCAGCGUGGCGGGCUCCUGGGUGUGCCCGCGACCCCUGGCGCGCAGCGACUCCGAGAACGUCUACGAGGCCAUCCAGGACGUGCGCGGCCCGCCGCGGGAGGAGCGCCCGCAGCAGGUGGACGACCCCCCGGAGGAGCCCGUGUACGAGAACGUAGAGCGGCAGCCUUCGGUCCCUUCGCCGGGCGCCAGCGCGCCCCCCCGGCCCCCGGCGUGGGAGACGCACACGGACGCGGGCAGCGGGCGUCCCUACUACUACAACCCAGACACGGGCGUGACCACGUGGGAGUCGCCCUUCGAGGCUGCUGAGGGCGCCGCCAGCCCGGCCACCUCCCCGGCCUCGGUGGGCAGCCGCGAGAGCCUCGAGACCGACUGGGGUCAGUAUUGGGAUGAGGAGAGCCGCAGGGUGUUCUUCUACAACCCGCUGACGGGCGAGGCCGUCUGGGAGGACGAGCCCGAGGACGAGCCCGAGGACGAGCCCGAGGACGAGCCCGAGCACGAGCUGGAGAUGCAGCCGGGCCUGAGCCCGCUCAGCCCCCGGGAGCAGAGGCCCCCUACGCCGGAGACGGAUUACCCCGAGUCGCUGACCGGUUACCCGGAGGAGGACUAUUCCCCGGUGGGCUCUUUCAGUGAGCCUCGGUCCACCUCGCCUUUGGCCGCGCCCCCCGGCUGGUCUUGCCAAGUGAGCCCCGACGGGCAGACGCUCUACACCAACCACUUCACCCAAGAGCAGUGGGUGAGGUUGGAGGACCAACACGGGAAGCCCUACUUCUACAACCCAGAUGACGCCUCAGUUCAGUGGGAGCUGCCCCAGGUUCCUGUCCCUGCCCCUCGAAGCAUCCACAAAUCCAGCCAGGACAGUGAGACCCCAGCCCAGGCCAGCCCACCUGAGGAGAAGACCAAGACUCUGGACAAGGCCGGCGUGCUCCAUCGCACCAAGACGGCGGACAAGGGAAGGCGGCUCCGGAAGAAGCACUGGAGCGCCUCCUGGACGGUGCUGGAGGGUGGCGUGCUGACAUUCUUCAAGGACUCAAAGGCCUCAGCUGCAGGCGGCCUGAGGCAGCCUCCCAAGCUCUCCACCCCUGAGUACACAGUGGAGCUGAGGGGGGCCUCUCUCUCCUGGGCCCCCAAGGACAAAUCUAGCAGGAAGAAUGUGCUGGAGCUGCGGAGCCGAGAUGGCUCAGAGUACCUGAUCCAGCAUGACUCCGAGGCCAUCAUCAGCACCUGGCACAAGGCCAUUGGCGAGGGCAUCCAGGAGCUGUCCGCAGACCUGCCCCGGGAGGAGGAAAGCGAGAGCAGCAGCGCGGACUUCGGGUCCAGCGAGCGCUUGGGAAGCUGGCGGGAGGACGAGGCGCGGCCGGGUGCAGGUGCAGCCACCUCGGAGAGCGACCUGAGCAGGGUCCGGCACCGGCUCCGCUGGUUGCUGCUGAAGCGGCCCACGCUGCAGUCGCUGCGGGAGAAGGGCUACAUCAAAGACCAGGUGUUCGGCUGCGCGCUCGCCGCGCUGUGUGAGCGCGAGAGGAGCUCCGUGCCGCGCUUCGUGCAGCAGUGCAUCCGCACCGUAGAGGCCCGGGGGCUGGACAUCGACGGCCUGUACCGCAUCAGUGGAAACCUGGCCACCAUCCAGAAGCUGCGCUAUAAGGUGGACCACGAUGAGCGCCUGGACCUGGACGACGGGCGCUGGGAGGACGUCCACGUAAUCACCGGGGCCCUGAAGCUCUUCUUUCGAGAGCUGCCGGAGCCCCUCUUCCCCUUCUCGCACUUCCGCCAGUUCAUCGCGGCCAUCAAGCUGCAGGACCAGGCCCAGCGCCGCCGCUGUGUGCGGGACCUGGUGCGCUCGCUGCCCGCCCCCAACCACGACACGCUCCGGCUGCUCUUCCAGCACCUGAGGCGGGUGAUCGAGCACGGGGAUCAGAACCGCAUGUCCGUGCAGAGCGUGGCCAUAGUGUUCGGGCCCACGCUGCUGCGGCCCGAGACCGAGGAGACCAGCAUGCCCAUGACCAUGGUGUUCCAGAACCAGGUGGUGGAGCUCAUCCUGCAGCGCUGCUCGGACAUCUUCCCGCCGCACUGACCGCGGGCCGCUGCCCCCACCCCCCGCGGCUGGCGCUGCGGACCCGGGACUGAGGGCGGCGACAGUGGUCCUGCCUUGGAAGCCGGACGGUUGGAGGCCGCUUGGCUGGACUCCUCUGUGAGACCCUCCGCCUCCCAGCGAUCCCCAGGCCGAAGUGAAAUCUGCACCCCUUGGUGCAGUAUGGUGACCCCUGGUGGGCAGUUUGCAAAAUGUGAUUUCCUCCCCCCCCCCCCCCCCCCCGCCCUGGCCUGUCCCGUUUGGGGCUUACUUGGGUUCUGGUCUUCAUUACAGCGACACCUGCUGUGUGUGAGAGAGAGAAUGCGCUGGGGUGAGAGUUGCUUUUCCGGGGCGGCUGGCGCUGGGAGGAGGAGUGUGGGUGAGGGGCUUCUCGGCUUCUCCAGGCCUGCACCUGGCGGGGCCUUCAAGGACAGCCCGUGGGGACCGAGCCCCGUGUCAGUCCCGGAGCAGUCGCCUACAGCGCCCCUGCUGCCCAGCCUUGCCUCGGGCCUCACCCCCACCUGACACUCUCCGCCGCUGCCGGGGGGCCAUUCCCAUCGGCUUUCCGGGCCCGGCCGCCGCCCUCCCCGACCCCUGGGCGCUGUGUGCGCGGGUUCUUCAUCCUCAGUGUGUGCCCCGCCCUGGCCGCCUCCCCCGCACCGUCCCCACGCACGAUCGCAGACAGGCAGGCAGCGGUGGCGGCAAAGUGACCCGUUCAGGGUCCGUCCAGGCUGCUCUCACACCAGGCCUCCUGGGAGGGCGCGGGCAGUCCUUUCAGCUGCGCCUCCCCUCCAGGCCCCCUGCACAGCCCACCCUGGGCCCCCGGGCAAAGCGAAAGAAACUGCAGCAGGAGGGUUCUGUCUGGGCCUGGGGAGAUCCUGAAGGCGGCCAGGGAACCCGCGGCAGCUGUGUUCUGGCAGGGAGGGGAGACAGCACUGGCAGGAGCCCCCCAGCCCCUCUCAGUGCCUGGCUGUCCGGCGGCCUGCCGGGUGCCCACCUCGUCCUGAGGAGCUACGAGAGGCCUGCAGGGCCGGGGGAAGGCGGGUACGGCCUCCGGAAAAGGAAGCGUGAACCCUGGGGCCAGCCAUGCCCUUUCCCUCCUCACACACAAACCACCUCAGUUUCUGGGUCCGGGCCCCCCGCCCCACCUACCGUUUGUCUGUUCGGCAAACAAUAAUAGCUACUAUUUAUUGACAUUUGCACCCUGCCAAGCGUUUCACUUGGAUCAUCUCGUUUGUCUCUCACAGCCAAUAUUUAUUAUCUGCUCUUCUGUGCCAGGCACAGUGCUCUGGGGCAGGGGUACUGCGCGUGCGGACCCAUGCCCACCCCACAUGCCAACAGGGCCGGGACACGAGUACAAAAGGAGGCCUCACGCCAUACGUGGAAAUACUGUAGUCACAAAUCAAGUUAUAACUGUUCAAUAAAAUAUGUUCUAUUCUCCUACUUUGACAAAUAUACUUUCGUGGUGACCUAGAAGACGAGGUUCCAGCCCACACUUCCUUGACCCUUCUGAAUUCUGUGCCCGGGCACGUUGGCAUGAGAAGAGCAGCCUGCCCCUUGUAUCUGCCCUCAGAGCCAUCCUGCCCCAGGGGAAGGCCGCGUGCACACAUGGGGACAGUCCAGUCCACUAGCACAAACUGCCACGUGUCCCCUGCCCCCUGCUGCCCCUCGGCCACCCCACAUGGCCCACCCUUCAGGGAAUGGGCUUUUGGGGCAGGGACUUCUGCGGUCUUGCAUAUCAGGGGCA
Messenger RNA from Mirounga angustirostris (Northern elephant seal), 4759 nucleotides. RefSeq names its product Rho GTPase activating protein 27 (gene ARHGAP27). Bases 403 to 3015 code for a protein of 870 amino acids. Gene Ontology annotation, biological process: signal transduction; regulation of GTPase activity. Gene Ontology annotation, molecular function: protein binding. The record is from RefSeq and is a predicted model, not a curated record. Lineage: Eukaryota; Metazoa; Chordata; Mammalia; Carnivora; Phocidae. Gene Ontology annotation, cellular component: cytoplasm. The transcript has 18 exons.